Molecule: messenger RNA, 792 nt
Organism: Didymodactylos carnosus
Lineage: Eukaryota; Metazoa; Rotifera; Eurotatoria; Philodinida; Philodinidae
Source: the annotation of a GenBank genome assembly
AUGAUAUUAAAAACAAGGCUGGAUUCAAUUGAACUAUUGAGAACAAGAAAUAAUGCUGAUAGAAGAAAAAAAUUCAAAAAAAGUCCAUCAUUACCACCGACAACUACAUCGAAUGUCAGUCAGUCAUCCAUUACCUUUUGCUCCAAUACCACACCAAAAAAUGUAACAGCAUCAGUAGCUCAAUGGACACUUGCUCAUCAUGAAAGAUAUAUAGUUGAUUCAAUACAACGUUGGUGUAAUGAUAAUAAAGAAAAUUUGAAUUUAAACGACUUUACAUUGAUAGACGGUCAACAAUAUCGUUUAGCAGUUAAGAAUUAUUUGAAUGGUACGUUGACUGCCGAUAUCAAUUGUGAUUGUGGUAACUUAUUCAUAUUGACGAAAAGUCGUGGAAAAUUUCAACUUUCAAAUUAUUAUAGACAUUUGAAAGCUGUUAAAUCAUAUAAAGUAAUGAAGGAAAUAAAAAAUAAUGACAAAUCAUUGACAUUAUCAAUAAAUACCCAAUCACCAUCCAUUGAUUUAUCGCCAACGCCACCAAUACUCUCCGCAUCCAUAUCAUCACUUUUGACAUCAUCAUCAGUUGAUCACACAAAUAGUCAACACAAUGUUAGUACCUCAUCGAUUACAUAUUCAGGAAGUGCUAGAGCAAAAAGACGUAUCAAUUCAACUGAAUCAGGUUCAGCUUCUUCAUUAACAAAAAAACGUCGAACACAUCAAGACUUUUUAUAUGAUUGCCAUCCCGUGGGGUCUCUCGGAGUCAAGUGGAGUCAAGUGGAGUCAAGCGGAGUCAGUUGA